UUAUCAUAAUGGAAGACUUGAUUGAAAGUUUUUACUGGGCUGGGUUGUAAAACGUUUUCUUAUGGUGACUCUAAACAGGCUGAAGCAAGCUACGCUCACUGAUCCAAUAAAACUUGAUGGAAGGUAUUAGGACCAUGACUUGCAGAUAUAAAUUCAGUUCCUCUGCACUUAGUUCCAGUAACUUCAUGGGUUAAUAAUUGUUUUUGUUUCUGAUGCUAAUCUAGCCCCUUUACAGUAUCACUACUGUCUCUAUUACUUAUAAGGUUGUCAAGUUAAAAUAAAACCUGCCACAAUAUUGGCAGUGCAGAAAUCCCUAUGAGGCUGAGUUGUCUGAUGUGUUACAUCAGAUUUCAAAUCUCUCCGUGCCCGUUUUACUGCAGCUCAGUUGUUUUCUGACAUUUUCUUUGAAGGCCAAGAACUUGCUGGAGUCUGUGAUUUGUCCUUCAAGUGGGGCUGGGAUGUUAAAAAUAUACCUGGGUCUACUUGAGGAGAUAUCAAUUUCUGCCCCUCCCAACUAAAGUAAACAAAAAAGGGAUUACACUUAUGUUAACAAAAUCUUUCUUUUCUUUUCAGACUUCCAGUAAGAAGUGAAACCUUAAGGGAAAAGCCCUUGAUCCCAGCAAAAACUGUCAGAUAGUGCAGGAGAUUGAUAAGUGGAAGGCCAAUGUGAAGUAGCUGAAUGACACGGGAGAUGGAACAAGGGUCACUGGAGAUCAGCUUUCUCCCAGGCUCAAGGCAGGCAUGGCCCGAGGAGACUGCAGAAGCUCCAGACAGCCAAGCUGCUAAAAGCAAACCCUUAGAGGACAGAGGGAACUGGAAGGGAAGGUUUGACUUCCUUCUUUCCUGUGUGGGCUAUGCCAUUGGACUUGGGAAUGUCUGGAGAUUCCCUUACCUCUGUGGAAGAAAUGGUGGAGGUGCAUUCUUGAUCCCAUAUUUUAUGACACUGAUAUUCACUGGAAUCCCUUUGUUCCUGCUGGAAACAGCUCUUGGUCAGUACACAGCCGUCGGAGGGCUGGGUGUGUGGAAGCUGGCCCCCAUGUUUAAAGGAGUUGGGCUGGCUGCUGUAAUCCUGUCAUUUUGGCUCAACAUUUACUACAUCGUGAUCAUAGCGUGGGCUCUCUACUACCUCUUCAGCUCUUUCACAACGGUGAGCCUCAGUAUUCAGGUAUUACCAUCAGUACUUCCUUGGCAAAGCUGUGGCAAUAGUUGGAACACAAAAGCUUGUUUCUCUAACUACUCCCUGGCUGAUACCUCCAACCUGACCAGUGCAGUGACAGAAUUUUGGGAACAAAAUAUGCACCAAAUUACCAGUGGGCUAGAUGAACCAGGAAAUUUGCGAUGGCCUCUGGCUGGCACACUGGCUCUCUCCUGGAUCCUAGUUUAUUUCUCAAUCUGGAAAGGCGUGGAAUGGACAGGAAAGGUUGUGUACUUCUCUGCCACUUAUCCCUAUGUCAUGUUGAUCAUUUUAUUUAUCCGUGGAAUAACUCUCCCAGGAGCAAAGGAAGGGCUUUUAUUUUACAUAACUCCCAACUUCAAGAAGCUCUCAAGCUCACAAGUCUGGCUUGAUGCAGCCACACAAAUCUUCUUCUCCUAUGGACUAGGUUUGGGAUCUCUUAUUGCUUUGGGCAGUUAUAAUAAAUUCCAUAACAAUGUUUACAGAGAUUGCCUCAUAGUCUGCAGUAUAAACUCCUGUACCAGCAUAUUUGCUGGAUUAGUCAUCUUCUCUGUCAUUGGAUUCAUGUCCCACAUCACAAAUAAACCAGUAAGCGAACUUGCUUCAUCAGGCCCUGGGCUCGCAUUUCUUGCUUAUCCACAAGCUGUGACACAAAUGCAACCAUCAGCUCUAUGGGCCAUUCUCUUUUUCUCCAUGUUACUGAUGCUCGGUCUUGAUUCACAGUUCUGCACAGUGGAAGGGUUUGUUACUGCCCUAAUGGACGAAUAUCCUAGAAGUCUGCGAUCUCAUAAAAAGCUGUUCAUUGCUCUGGUGUGCAUCAUUUCAUACCUCAUUGGAUUAAGUAAUGUUACUCAGGGUGGCCUCUAUGUGUUCAAAAUGUUUGACUAUUAUUCUGCCAGUGGGAUGUCCCUGCUCUUUCUGGUUUUCUUUGAGACUAUCUCAAUAUCUUGGUUUUAUGGAGUAAACAGAUUUUAUGAAAACAUUGAGGAAAUGAUUGGGUACAAGCCUUGCAUUUGGUGGAAGCUUUGCUGGGUGUACUUUACACCCAUUAUAAUUCUGGGCGUAUUUCUCUUCAGUGCUGUUGAAAUGUCACCACUAACCCUUGGGGAUUACAUUUACCCCAAAUGGGGACAGGGGAUUGGCUGGUUCAUGGCACUUUCCUCCAUGAUCUUUAUCCCAGGUUACAUGGUCUAUAUGUUUUUCACCACCAAAGGAACCCUUGUACAGCGUCUGCAAGUCAUGGUACAACCCAGGCAAGAGGUCAUAAUUAACAACAAUGGGCUGCAAGCUACGCAGUCCCUCAGCAGACGCUUUGCUGAUGACACUGUUUAAGGGCUCAUUGUGUAAAACAACAGCUUUAUUCCAUCCACCAGCCACCCUUCCCCACUUCAGCGAUUUCACAGUAAUCCACAUGUUGAAUUAGAUUGCACAGUUAAUUUGGGGUUUGUUGGACUAAACUGGUUUCAGUUACAAAAAAAAAUGUCAUUUUGGUAAAUUCUGCCUGAUAAACAUUAAACAUUCAAUUUUCACACUG
Molecule: messenger RNA, 2708 nt
Organism: Hypanus sabinus (Atlantic stingray)
Lineage: Eukaryota; Metazoa; Chordata; Chondrichthyes; Myliobatiformes; Dasyatidae
Product: sodium- and chloride-dependent GABA transporter 1-like
Exons: 14
Coding region: 680-2506 (608 amino acids)
Biological process (GO): neurotransmitter transport; sodium ion transmembrane transport
Cellular component (GO): plasma membrane
Molecular function (GO): gamma-aminobutyric acid:sodium:chloride symporter activity
Source: RefSeq, a predicted model, not a curated record